UGCAACAUGAAGAUAUUUAAAUGGACUUUGGGUGUACUGUUGUUCCUGCUGUUGUCUAUCGGGCGCUGUACAGAACAAUCUACACCUAACAGAACAUCCCAGAGGAGGUACCCUCGUUCUGCAGACAGUGGGGAAGAUGGGAAGAAAUGCAGCUACACAUUCUUGGUCCCAGAACAAAAAAUCACAGGGCCAAUUUGUGUGAAUACCAAUGGCCCAAGUACUGGGAACAGAAAAGACGAAGUCACAAGAAUGGACAUAGAGAACCUGAAGGAUGUCCUGUCCAAGCAAAAGAGGGAGAUUGAUAUUUUGCAGUUGGUAGUGGAUGUGGAUGGAAACAUUGUGAAUGAAGUAAAAUUAUUGAGGAAAGAAAGUCGGAACAUGAACUCUCGGGUCACCCAACUCUAUAUGCAGCUCUUGCAUGAGAUCAUUCGGAAGCGUGAUAAUUCCCUUGAGCUUUCCCAACUGGAAAACAAGGUCCUCAAUGUUACAACAGAAAUGCUGAAGAUGGCAACAAAAUACAAGGAGCUGGAAGCAAAAUAUGCAGCCCUCACUGACCUUGUAAAUAAUCAGUCUGUGACUAUCUCACUGCUGGAAGAGCAGUGCUUGAGGAUCUUCUCACGACAGGACACCCAUGGGUCUCCACCUCUUGUCCAAGUUGUGCCCCAGCACAUUCCCAACAGCCAGCCAUACACACCCAUCCUUCUGGGGGGUAAUGAGAUACAGAGAGACCCGGGUUACCCCAGAGACAGAGAUGUAAGGCCACCACCUGAUCCAGCUACUUCUCCUACAAAGAGUCCUUUCAGAGUACCACCACUGGCUUUAAUUAAUGAGGGUCCAUUCAAAGACUGCCAACAAGCCAAGGAAGCUGGGCAUUCCAACAGCGGGAUUUACAUGAUCAAACCUGAAAACAGUAACGAGCCGAUGCAGCUCUGGUGUGAGAACAGCCUGGACCCUGGAGGAUGGGCAGUAAUUCAGAAGAGGACAGAUGGAUCUGUCAACUUCUUCAGGAACUGGGACAGUUACAAGAAAGGAUUUGGAAACAUUGAUGGAGAGUACUGGCUGGGCCUAGAAAAUAUUUACAUGCUUAGCAAUCAGGAUAAUUACAGACUAUUGAUUGAGUUAGAGGACUGGAGCAACAAGAAGGUCUAUGCAGAGUAUAGCAGCUUUCGCCUGGAGCCUGAGAGUGAAUUCUACCGAUUGCGCUUGGGGACGUAUCAAGGAAACGCGGGCGAUUCCAUGAUAUGGCACAAUGGAAAGCAGUUCACAACACUGGACAGAGACAGGGAUAUGUAUUCAGGAAACUGUGCUCAUUUUCACAAAGGAGGUUGGUGGUACAACGCCUGUGCCCACUCCAACCUUAACGGAGUGUGGUACAGAGGAGGCCACUACAGGAGCAAGUACCAGGAUGGAAUAUUCUGGGCUGAGUACCGAGGAGGUUCCUACUCCUUGAAAACAGUUCAAAUGAUGAUCAGACCUAUAGACUGAGGAGGAGAACCCCACAGUGCUCAAGUGAUCACAUGUAAACUUCUCAGUGCUUGAGUUCCAGAAAAAUAAAAUAUUACUUUUUAAUCAGUAUUUUGCACAAUCUGCUCCUGCAAAAAGCAGGUCUACAGUAUUCCUGUCUUUUUUUUUUUUUCCCCCUGUUGUGUUCCUCCUUCCUUUUUUUAGAAACCUUUUCUACUGUGACAGAAGGUGUUUUUUUAAACACACAUUCACAAAAGCAGAUGUUUGUGCUUGCAAUGCAUAUUUAUCUUUGUUCAAGUCCAACAUACAUUACGCAUAACAUUGGUAAAAAAAAUCCAGAUAUAUGACAAGACAUAAGCUUUUUCAUUUAAAAAGCUUAUGCUUUUUCAGGUUAGCUCAAUCCAUCAGUGUAAAUAUGUGAAAUGACACUGUCUGUCUUUAACGUGAAAACUGAUUCAUAAUUUAAUGUUUUACUUUAAAAUGUUGGUUAUUCCUUUCAGUUAAAAUCUGACUUUACAUUACUCUUUAACAUUUACUCCAGGAAGCUACAGAAAAAAAAAAGUGAAGGCAUUCUAGCUUUGCCAUCAGACAGAUCUUUACAACAACAAUCAUUUUAAGAUGAAGUGGUGAAUUUAACAUAAAAUAUACAAUUUCUUAGUGGUGUAGAGAAUUCCUCAUAAUCUGCAUAUCCUACCUCUGUAAAACACUUAGGCAAAGUGCCCCCAACAUAAGAAAAGAAAAAUAACUGUAUGAAAUUAUUGCUCAACUUAAGGACAAUGAAAUUGCUUGGUACCUUUAACUUCCAGCCUCAGUAUUCAAGCAUUGUAAUUAAACAGAAAUAUUUCUUGAUUCUUUGAGCUUCAACAGCAGAGCAGAAGUCCUGAUAUAAAAAAUAAACUUGACACUUGUACACCAAUCCCCUGCUCCAAUAGGGACUGACAAAUGUUCAUAUAAACUAACUUAGAGAAGGACCAGGUCUCUUAAUAUUAGAGGAUUUCCUCCAGCACAGCUUCCUGCUGACACAGUAAAACAAAGAUUAGAAGUCAGGUCUGAGUGUAUUCUCUCUGCCAACCCAAACUUACUGCUCUUAUGCCUAACAUAUUUCCCUUCCCCUAAAACUUCUUAUAUUGUCUUUAUUAAUUGUUUUACCUUCCAGACAUCAGAUUGCCACUGGAAUUAAUAAGUAAAUUAAUAAACUAAUUAAAAAUACUUUUCCAACCUUCAACAAAAGCCAUACAACAUACUGCAUCAGAACUAGAUACUCUCAAAACUGGAAACAAUUAAAUUUUGGCUGUCAGUAGCAGAGUCUCUGAAACUGAAGCCUUCUUCCUAGUAUAUAAAAUUGUGUAUAUGAUUGUACUUAGCCACAGAGCUUAACUAAUAUAAUUUGAUAUUAUACAAAAGUUAAAUAUGCUGUCCUGAACUGUUAACCAAUGAGUAUUUGUUUCACACCUCAUAUAUUCCUUUGGGAUUUUAAGGACCUUUACCCCUAUUAAAUGUUAAGAAAGCCUAACAGCUCAAAGAAUAAUCUAUUAUGUUAAAUUUGUAGAUACCAACUGCUCUAGCAAAUCUUGAUUUGUAAUUCAGAGGACAGAAAAUAGCAUUCUGCUUUCACAAUGCAUUCUGUGGAGUAGAUAAAGCUUCAUUUAUAACAUAUGAAUGCAAGGGCUGGAGAUGAAAGCCAACAAGUUUCAACAAUUUUUAAUUAGAUUGGUUGAGGAAUCAGUCCCAGCAUACUCCAUUCCCAAAUUCCAAGAAUUUUAACUGACACAAAUGUUUCAGAGCAUAAUUCUGAAAUUUUUCUUUAUAAAAGGAAUAUUUGUUCCAAUUAUAAUGCAGACCUCAUUGAGUGUUCUCUGAAAUUCUUUUUAAUUGCAAAUGCUUAAAAUUCAGAUUGUGCACAGUUUAUCCAUUUUUUUCAUGGUAGUUGGAUAGAAGAGCAGUUCAGGUAAGUUUAGAAGCUGAAAAUGCCCUCCAAAACACUGUUAGUGAACACUUCCAAUACCUCUGGUUUGUUAAACCAACAGAUAUCCUCUCCCUGAAAGACAUCUUAUUUUACCAGAAGAAUCUUUUGCCUGCUACAAACCCAGUGUCUGUUUAUUCAGUGCAGUCAGUGAAAGGUGUGAUUUGCAGAAAGCCCUUAGGAAAAUUACAAUACACUCAGCCUUCAAAUUAAAUCUGCCAUAUUAGACAUCUAGAAAGUGAGUCUCGCCCAAUUUACAGUUGCAGUAUGACAUUAAUUUCUUUUUUAUAAAAUCUACCCAGAAAACUCAAGACUUUACAAACACUGUGCUCCAAAAGGAAAGAAUAAGAUGUCAAUUUAAGAUUACAAGGAUUACAUAGGAGUUUCAUCUAAUAACAACGUUGCAUGGAAUAAAUCACUAUUUUCAAAUGCUUGUAACUCCACCAGUUUUUAGCUUAUGGGCUGAAUUUCUUAAGCAGGGUAUUUAUCCUUAAAAGUUCAAUUUUUUUUUCUCUCACCUUUUUUUUAAAAAAGCUUUUUAAAAGAUGCUGUAGCAUCUCUCAAGCUUCUUGCACUGAACAAUCAGAUGCAGUCUGUAUGUGAAGGAUCCAUCUCUCACCAUUCCUAUACUACGAUUCCAAAUUUAGCCAAUCAGACCUUGAAGAAGUUUAACCAGUACUAAACCUGAAACUCUAUUCUCAUAUGUAUUUCCAAAGUCUACUGCAAGCAUUAUCACUGUAGAAGCUGAAUAUUCAUCAAAUGAAUGAUGAAUAAUAAUAACCUGUUCAAUAACCAGUUUUCAGCUUUCCUGUUUCUGGAUGUAAUUCCUGAAAGACAGCUGUAAGA
Calypte anna (Anna's hummingbird) is the source of this 4273-nucleotide messenger RNA. RefSeq names its product angiopoietin like 1 (gene ANGPTL1). NCBI's taxonomy places the organism in Eukaryota, Metazoa, Chordata, Aves, Apodiformes, Trochilidae. The coding region runs from base 7 to 1485 and encodes 492 amino acids. The record is from RefSeq and is a predicted model, not a curated record. The transcript has 4 exons. Gene Ontology annotation, biological process: cell surface receptor protein tyrosine kinase signaling pathway.